GCGGGCGGAGUUAACAACAACCACUGAGAGGAGAAAUAGUGGAAAAGAUAGGCUAAUGUAGGCUACUGUAAAUAUCAAACCAUACUUGGCCGGCCAGUGUUUAGUGGGGACUAGGGAAUGGUUAUCAGCGUGCCUGGAAACGAUGCAACUUUAUAAUGUGCAGUAGUAGCUUUCAAAGUUUAGAGGUCAAGUUUACAGAAGAGAAGCUUGGACGUUGUAAACGCAGAAGACCGUCAUGAUGACGAAUGAGAAUCUGCGGCAGAAACAAUGUUUCCACUCUGCAUCCUAGGAUCAUCAAUUACGCGCGUGUGUAUACGUAUUAUUUCAAGAAUGUGUGUAAUGCAAAAAGAUAAACCAGAGACUAGAGUGCGAGUACCCUAACGGAUCUGUCCAAGUGCACUCUAAAAUCAGUAAAAAUGCACGCAGUUACCAGCCUCUCAAUGGUCAGUUUGCUAAGUUUUGGCUACCUAUCCAUGGACUGGAUCAAGCCGAAUCAAGUGGAGGAGCACACUCAAAACGAUGCCUCUAUUACGUUUGAGCCUAAGCAACCACCACACAUUAUAUUCAUACUGACGGAUGACCAAGGCUUCAAUGACAUAGGUUAUCACAACCCGGACAUUCGGACUCCAACUCUGGACAAACUGGCCGCGGAGGGGGUGAAGCUGGAGAAUUACUAUGUUCAACCUAUCUGCACUCCGUCACGCAGUCAGUUGAUCACGGGCAGAUACCAGAUCCACACAGGCCUCCAGCACUCUAUCAUCCGGCCUCGCCAGCCCAACUGCCUCCCUCUGGAUAUGACCACGCUCCCACAGCGGCUGCAGGAAGCGGGCUACGCUACUCACAUGGUGGGCAAAUGGCACCUUGGCUUCUACAGGAAGGAGUGUCUGCCCACGCGCCGUGGCUUCCACAGCUACUUUGGCUCUCUGACGGGCAGUGUGGACUACUACACGUAUGGCUCCUGUGACGGACCAGGCCUGUGUGGCUACGACCUCCACGAGGGUGAAACCGUGGCCUGGGGCCGUGGAGGCAAGUUCUCCACCCACCUCUACACGCAGAGGGUACGCAAGAUUCUAUCCACUCACGAUCCGUCCCGCCAGCCCCUGUUCAUGUUCCUCUCCCUCCAGGCUGUCCACACGCCCCUCCAGUCACCCAAGGCCUACAUCUACCCCUACCGCGGGAUGGGGAACGUAGCCAGAAGAAAGUACGCAGCCAUGGUGUCCAUCGUCGACGAGGCUGUGCGCAAUGUCACCUACGCUCUGCGCAAGUACGGCUACUACCGCAACAGUGUGCUCAUCUUCUCCACUGACAACGGUGCCCAGCCGUUCACUGGGGGGAGUAACUGGCCCCUGCGAGGGCGUAAGGGGACCUACUGGGAGGGAGGGGUCCGUGGGGUGGGCUUCGUACACAGCCCCCUGCUGCGUCACAAGCGGAGGGUUUCCAAGGCCCUCUUGCACAUCACUGAUUGGUACCCAACCCUGGUUGGUCUGGCUGGGGGUAACGUGUCACAGACUGAGGGUCUUGACGGCUACAAUGUAUGGCCAACUAUCAGUGAGGGCAGGGAGUCCCCACGCCUGGAGAUCCUCCAUAACAUUGACCCACUCCACCGGCGCUCUGGCCUGGCGUCUGGGUCUGGACAGGAGGCCCAGCAUGUGUGGGACACCUCGGUCCAAGCUGCCAUCCGGGUGGGGGACUGGAAGCUGCUAACAGGGGACCCGGGCCAUGGAGACUGGGUCCCACCACAGGUACUGGCCAACUUCCCAGGCAGCUGGUGGAACCUGGAGCGGAACACUGAGGGAACAGGGAAGUCUGUGUGGCUCUUUAACAUCACAGGAGACCCCUAUGAACGCAGUGACAUGGCUGUGCAGAGGCCUGAUGUGGUCAAACAGCUGUUAGCACGUCUGGCCUACUACAACCGCACUGCCGUCCCUGUUAGGUUCCCCACCGACGAUCCCCGGGCCAAUCCAGACCGCAACGGGGGGGCCUGGGUACCCUGGGUCGGGGGGGACGAGGAUGAGCCGAAAUGGAACGGGGUUUAUAAGAAAGGGAGGAAUAAAAAGAAGAAGAAAUGCAAGCUGUGCAAACUGAGAUCCUUUUUCAAGAAACUGAAUACAAGGAUAAUGUCCAAUAGAAUAUGAGGUGGGAAAGUCAAUGACACUCAGUCACAAGUAGCCUAUACAUUUUACACUGCAAGAGUAAUCUGAGCCAGCAAACACGUUGUGUGUGUGUGACAAUGGAAAAUGAUGUUUACUAUACUGCAUCUCUUUGAGUGUGCUGUCAUAUGUGUUUUGGAUGUAGGACUAUUGGGUUCUGUUGUGUUUAUUACAUGUCCAAUUUGAUCCACUUGUAGUGCGGAGCUAAGUGAAUUCAACAUGUUUAUGUUGACCUACUCACUUGGGGUUAUUUCAGCAGUAGUGACAUGAACUGACCUGUUUUUCUUUUCUAUAUUUUUGAAAAUAUCUAAGUAAAGAAACAACUGUUUUAAUUCAACAGAAGCUAAUGGGUGAUUCCUCGUGAACAAAACAAGCCCAUGAUUUUGGGGACUUUCAUAUCAUUUAAUCGAUAGAAGAGUCCUUCGGAGGAAGGAUUGUUGACAUGUAUUUGACAUUUGUAUCUUUUUUGGCCUUACCUGGGCCUCCUUUUAAAGCUGUGAUCCGCGAUAGGCAAAACAGAGCCAUUGGCCGCACCAAGCGCAUUUGUUUUGUAAAAAAAACAUUUGUAAAUCAAAUCAAAUGUAUUUAUAUAGCCCUUUGUCCAUCAGCUGAUAUCUCAAAGUGCUGUACAGAAACCCAGGAUGCAGGUGUUGAAGCACGUUGGCUAGGAAAAACUCCCUAGAAAGGCCAAAACCUCGGAAGAAACCUAGAGAGGAACCAGGCUAUGUGGGGUGGCCAGUCCUCUUCUGGCUGUGCCGGGUGGAGAUUAUAACAGAACAUGGCCAAGAUGUUCAAAUGUUCAUAAAUGACCAGCAUGGUAAAAUAAUAGGUCAAGAAAAGGUAGCACGUCCGGUGAACACGUCGGGAUUCCAUAGCCGCAGGCAGAACAGUUGAAACUGGAGCAGCAGCACGGCCAGGUGGACUGGGGACAGCAAGGAGUCAUCAUGCCAGGUAGUCCUGAGGCAUGGGCCUACGGCUCAGGUCCUCCGAGAGAGAGAGAACGAAAGAGAAUUAGAGGAAGCAUACUUAAAUUCACACAGGACACCGGAUAAGACAGGAGAAGUACUCCAGAUAUAAGAAACUGACCCUAGCCCCCCGACACAUAAACUACUGCAGCAUAAAUACUGGAGGCUGAGACAGGAGGGGUCAGGAGAUACUGUGGCCCCAUCCGAUGAUACCCCCAGACAGGGCCAAACAGGAAGGAUAUAAGUAGUACAUUCUAUACUUUUCUAUCGCGUGUGCAAUGUUGUGCUGAUGUCUGAGGGAAAAAACAGUGUUCCCUGUUUAAAAACUUCUUUGCUAUUGGAAUAUUGCAAAUGGACAAAUGGACAACCGUUACCGAUUGCAGAUUUAAGACGUGAUAGUGUUUUACAGCUUUCUCUGUAAUAUGAGUAGUAUUUGGAGUUAAAUAAUAAUUGUCUUACAUUAAAGCAUUUUGUAAAAUAUAGACAUGUAAAAUGUACCAUUUUUGAUUUGGCAAAUGUUUCUAUUGUUGAACAUAAUAUAUUCAAUGGGCAUAUCUAAGUUCCAGAGUAGGAUCUUUGCUAGUUUUAAAGUAAUGGUCCAUUUUAAAGAGAAAUAUGUGCAUGUUAGGCAGGUUUCCAUUGAAGUUUAUACUACAAAGCAAAAGCUAUGUCGCAAAUAACACUGCAACAUGUGUAAUGGAAACUGCAGCAAUAGAAUAAAUGUUCUAAAGAUCAACUAAAUGUUUAUCCAUUUGACAUUUGGUGGGUUUUUUUCUUUAGUUUUUCUUUGUUUAUUGAUGAUUGCCGAAUAAUUUCGAAGGUACGUGGGGCAUGGUGAUGUCAUCACAUAACUACAGUGCCUUCAGGAAUGAUUCAUCACAUCCCUUGACUUUAAAAAAUAAAUAAAAAUUGUUAAAGCCUGAAUUUAAAAUGGAUUAAAUGUAGAUUUGUUUUGUCACUGGCCUGCACACAACACCCCAUAAUGUCAAAGUGGAAUUAUGUGUUGUGUCACUGGCCUGCACACAACACCCCAUAAUGUCAAAGUGGAAUUAUGUGUUUCUAGAUGUUUACAAAUAAAGGAAAAAUAAAAUC
Oncorhynchus kisutch (coho salmon) is the source of this 4207-nucleotide messenger RNA. RefSeq names its product arylsulfatase I. Bases 417 to 2135 code for a protein of 572 amino acids. The transcript is spliced from 2 exons. Gene Ontology annotation, molecular function: sulfuric ester hydrolase activity. The record is from RefSeq and is a predicted model, not a curated record. NCBI's taxonomy places the organism in Eukaryota, Metazoa, Chordata, Actinopteri, Salmoniformes, Salmonidae.